AUGUCCGCCUUUCCACCCCACCGUUCCAUCGCCUCAAUACCCGUCUCUCCAGAAAUUGCACUUAAAUUCCUCUCGACCUACCUCGAGAAGACCAACACCUUGCCCUAUCUUCUCCCAAACGCCAAACUUGAGCCCUCUGGACCCACCGCAGGAUCCAGUGCCUCUAGUGUUACGAUACAUAAUCUACAGCGGAUAGAAGCCGGGUUAAAAGGGGAAUGGCUUGCGCCGACGCUAGAGCUGGAGGCCGAGGAUGCAGAUGCAAUUGCGGUGGAAACCCCUAAAAACCCCGAGGGCGAGGGUGAAGCUGAGGGCUGGCAGGACUUGGACGAGUAUCAAAGGGAGCAGAGUGUUGAGGAAGGCGGUAUUGGUCCGAGGCAGACUGGGGUUGCACAGGAAGGGGUUCCGAACUCAGUGCCUGACGAGGAGCAGGGCGAGGAGCAGGAUGAGGAGGAAUUAGACGCCCCUAAAGCAAAGAAGCUCAAGACGGAGCAUAAGCCCGACGGAGAGCUCACACAAAGCACGAAGACACCCAAGGAUAAGGAAGCUAGAAAACGAGAGAAAGCCGCGAGAAACGACAAGCUCAAGAAAGAAAAGGAGCAGAAGAGAAAAGAAGCGGCAAAUAAGUCAAAGAAGGCUGCAGAGUGA
Venustampulla echinocandica is the source of this 645-nucleotide messenger RNA. RefSeq lists its product as uncharacterized. Lineage: Eukaryota; Fungi; Ascomycota; Leotiomycetes; Helotiales; Pleuroascaceae. The transcript has a single exon. The record is from RefSeq and is a predicted model, not a curated record. Bases 1 to 645 code for a protein of 214 amino acids.